Molecule: messenger RNA, 611 nt
Organism: Nematocida parisii ERTm1
Lineage: Eukaryota; Fungi; Microsporidia
Exons: 1
Coding region: 1-567 (188 amino acids)
Source: RefSeq, a predicted model, not a curated record
AUGAAGAAGGCCCGUGCAGAGAGGGAUGCCUUAUUUGAGUUUGAUGCACCGCAAAUGAAAGACUUUAUGAAGAAAGAGUACCAGACACAGAAGAGGGUUAUAGAGAACUUAUUAGAAACACGAGGUAACCCGGGUGUACCACAGGAUCCUUCAAAGGAGGUCAAGAAGAAGUCAGUGAAAGUAUUAAAACCAGCACCCAGGAAGACUUUCUUCUCAGAGAUAUUCAAGAAGACUUCUACGGUGCAUAAGCCAGAAAUUAUCACGGAUAUCCCAGUACCAGAAGAGGAUUUCAAUGAGAGUGUGGAUGAUGGGUGGUUUAAGAAGAAAGAGAAUGAAUUAGAGGUAUUUUCAGAUAUUUCAGUUAAGGGUGUACAUAUACAGGAGAGUAACGUAUUAACAACAGACUUAUUUAUGAGUGAUGAGGAAGUAGAUAUUCUACCGCAGUUAAAGGUGAUGGCCACUCCACCCAUAAAGAAAAUGAAAAGGGACGUAUUACACUCAGCAGAAUUUAGUCAUGAAGAUAUUGAAGAAUUAACAAGGUCAUUUAAAGAGGCAGUGAAUGAAUAACUUAUUAUACAAUUAGUAAUAAGUAACAUAAUAUAGUACACCAU